UACUUCCGGGCCGCGUGAGGCGGCCGGCUUCCCUUGGGUGGGUUCCGGCGCGGAGGGGAGGGCGCUGAGGUGUCGGCGGGAGGGCGGCCGGGUACCCCCCCCUGCUGGGGAGGCUCCCCCUCGGGGUGAGGUAGAUGCCAGUUUGCAAUGGGUCUUAAAACCAUCUGGAAGGACUACAAAGUUCUGAUUGUUAUGGGAACUAGCCUUGGGCUGGUGCACUGGGGGUGGUUUUACGUCAAGUCCAGUCCUAUUUUCCAAGUGAAGACAGAGGACAUUGUUCCAGAACCUGGGAUUGUGGCAUACGUGAUGCAAGGGGAUCACAAAAGUAAAGAAAAAUAGCGUUAGUGCUAUGUAUUGUGGGUAUAAUUAUCUUUGGAGCUUUUCUUCUGUGAGUGUUGCUGGAAGAAGAGAUGAGGAAAACUAGCUGGAGUAGAAAGAACUUUCUGCUUCUGGCAGGACUGUCAGUCAUAGCUGUCCAUUUUGGAAGCAUGCUCGUUAACUUUGUUGCAAAAAAAUCUGCUCGAUCACAUUCAGAAGCUAAAAAGGAAGAUCGUCGUGAAUGAAAUAGUUUACUGCUGUCAUUAUAUAUCGUUUUCACGGUAGGAUUUAAGCCUUGAUUUAAGAGGUAGAUCACAGUCAGUCACAGGAAUGUCAUUAUCAUACUGUACCUACUGUUCCACAUUUAAAAUAAUCCUUAGCUUUAAAGAAUUAAAAUGUACUACUUUAAAUUUUUAAAGUGCUAUGAAUUACUGAUCUAAGUAAAAUGAAAUCUGUUUUGUUGUCCAGAAUUAAAAUCUUUCUUUGAAAAUGUCUCGUCUUGAAGCCAAAAAGCCUCCGUUAUUUAUUAGCGAACCUUUAACUAAAGAUACAGUUAGGCAGUCGCUGUCUCUGCUAAGUGGAAUAUUGAAAUCUUGCUAUGGUCCUGCUGGUAGACUCAAACAGCUCCACAAUGGUGUGGGAGGCUAUGUUUGUACAACUUCACAAUCUUCAGCCAUAUUCAGUCGCCUUUCUGUCAGUCAUCCUGUAUUAAGGGUUUUGACGGCCCCUGUACAGAACCACGUGUCGCGCUUCAGUGAUUGCGGCUUGUUUACUGCCAUUCUUUGCUGUAGUUUGAUUGAAAACUUUAGAAGCCUGAACAUUGCAUCUUGCACUGUCAUUAACAUAAGCAAGCAUCUUUUGAGUUUAUGUAUGGACUACCUCAAAUCUGAGGCCUGUGGUUGCCGGGUAUCUGUGGAUUUUAGCAGUCUUGAGACUCUUCUUUGUUUGGUACGUAGUGUAUUAACAAGCAAACCUGCUUGCAUGCUUGACAAACAAGAAGUUGAGCAUCUCGCCACGCUGAUUUUAAAGGCUUUUAUGUUUACUGUUCCAUCUCACGUUGAGACUAAUGCUGUUUUAGGAAAGUGUAUAAUAGUACCUGUGAAAGGUAAAAGAGUUGUGGAUUCUACAGUUCUACCUGGACUACUCAUAGAAACACCAGAAAUUCAAUCGGCAAAGCCACUUACUGUCAAAAGAAGUUGUUCGAACAUGAUCAAGAUAGCACUUUUCUGUGUGUCCAUGUCAGGAGACCUCUUCAGCCCUGAAGAAGGAACUAUAACAGUCCAUCAUGGAAUUUCUCUAGAAAUGUCAGAGCUGAAUCAGUUGCUUAAUGUAGGAAAGCAGCUGGUUAAUGAUGAGAUUGGCCUUGUCGUGUGCCAGAAAGUUAUCCAUCCAUCCUUGAAGCAGUAUCUGAAAGAGAACCAUGUCAUCGCUGUAGACAGAGCUGGGCUCUCUCUGAUGGAACCUCUGAGUCGGAUGACAGGUUCAAAGCCUAUAGCUUCCAUACAUUUGUUGUCUCCCAGUUGUUACGGCAGUUUGAAAGAUGUGCGCAUUGAGAGUUUUGCUUCAAAACAUUUUGUGCAUCUAAUUCCUAAUGACACAGUUGUCUGCAGCUUGAUACUCUGUAACAGAAAUGAAACAGCAUGGGAUGAAUUGAAGCGUGCCUGUGAAACUGCAGAACAUGUGCUACAGUUAACAAUCAAGGAACCUUUGGCAUUGUUAGGAGGUGGCUGUACAGAAACUCACUUGGCAUCGUACGUAAGACACAAGAGUUGUAGUCUGUCGACCAGCAAUUUUAAAGAUAUAGAUUGUUCUCGGACACAAUACCAAUUGGUUGCUGAUGGUUUUUGCCGUUCUCUGGAGUCUGUAGCUUGCUCCCUGAAUCAUGAUGAUGGAGAAAUUCUUACAGACUUGGUUUAUGGACACUGUUGGUUUGUUCCAUCAGGUUUUCCCUCUGUCUCUAAUUGGUCAGAUCUAGUUUCAAAAUGUGGCUGUGGGAUUAAUGGUAACGCUGAGAAUCUCAGCUGGAGGCUUUUGCAGGGCCAGUUUGGCUCCCCUGUUAUACAGGGCUGCCCUAAAGAGCCCUCAGUAAAAGUUGCUGACUUUCUGACAUUAGACUGUUUUGCUGCAAAGUGUAGUGGCCUACAAGUAGCUUUGGAGACAGCCAAUCUGAUUUUGGAUCUCUCAUAUGUAAUUGAAGAUCAAAAUUAGCUCUGAUCUUAUAGUGAAUUGGGUUGCGAAGCAAGGUACUUAAUUGAAAGCAGGGUACUACAUAAUGCGUUAAGAUACUUUAAAUGGUUAGAAUGUGGACGACAGAAAUUUUAAAUCAAACAGUUUGCCAUUGCAUACUCUUCUGAUUGCUAAUCUACUGUGCCCUCAAGCAUUUUCAAAUGUUUAAUUUUUUGUUAGGAACUGUUAAAUGAUUAGCCAAAUAUACAGUGAAUCAUAGUAACAUAUGACUUACAAGUAUUCAAAUUAGUGUAUUCAAAAGAGUGAAUGACACUUCAAAAAAUUGAGUUUCUUGUGUCCUUCUGGGAGAUUUGAAUGUUCUCCUUCAGUAAAUAAGUGCUGAAUUUAAGGAGACGUAUGAAAUUCCCUCCUCAUUAAGCAAAAUUUUGGAUGUUUCUGUUAGCUCUGUGGCAUCUCCAAAGGAAGGGGAAAAUGAAUCCACUUGCUGAGAAAACAUAUGUUAAAGAUUAGAAUUUAUGUGGUCUCAGCAAAAGCUUUACACGUUCAAACAGACUCUUGUAUUGCAACAGAACUUCAGCACUGGUAUUUUUAAUUUUGUAGGUAAAAAAGAAAGCUUUCCUUAAUAAAUACCUUGAGCCACUUUGUUUUCAAAUUUUGUUCUUAGGAUCUUGUCACCGUAUAUCAUAUUGCACUUUUUUUCUCUAAAUGACUGGAAAAUUUUAAUUCCUAUGUAAUUUAUUUAGCAAAUUAUUAAAACUCACCCUGGACAUCUUAAGGUAGCAGGUAGGUAAUGGAAGAUUUGAAAAGAAAUGGCAGACUGUGUGGAAAAAACUUUUGUAAAGUGCACCUUGAUUGUCUUCUGUGGGGUAUAGGACAGUGUAUAAAUGUUUCUAUCAUUUAAGCAAAGCUGCAAGAAAGAACGUCCCACUUACCAUUCAAUUAACUCUUUGAUUGUGCAUAGCUUCUUUUCUUUUAAUGAAGUAAGGCUUUAAGCUUCUCAGGCUUGUUUUGAUCUUUAAAUAAGGCUGUAGACUGAAUGAUCGAAACUUUUUCUCAUUUUCAGCUUGCAUGCAAGAUCAAAAGGGGUGUUACAAUUUCUUGCUUAAACUCAUUUUCUUUGCCCCUUUUCUUCUCCCUUUUUGUUUUCAGUCACAAGGGACAAAUUGUUCAUGACACGCUUUUCCAGAAAACAGCCGUGUUAGUUAUAGAGUAGUCUGCUUAUUUGUUUUCUUGUCUCUUAAGUUUUUAAUAUAUUUACUGAGUAUAAGCAGUAGAAUUGUUUUAUAUAACACAGUUUUGAAAUAUAUAAUUAAAAACAGAUCUUUCCAGACCUUUUGUACAAAGUCCUUUUCAUUUCAAGAGCAUAAAUAAUCAUUUUCUCACUGGAAAAAAUGAAAAGUUAUUUAAAGUUCUUUAUCUUUUUAUGACCUGAAAUGAUUGCUUCAGUGCUAUAAGGCGUCCUUUGGGAAUUGGUGGAAGAAUGUUACAAGGGUUGAGAUGGAGGCUGUUCAAAGUUGGUUACUAAAAAGGCUGCUUUAAUAUCUUGAUCCUCCCAUAUACCAUAAACCAAAUGAAAACAUCAGGAAUAAUGAAGCCAAAUGAUGGUGUAUAUCUUAAAGCACAGAAGAAUCUUGGUAAUACUUCAUCUAAUUAUGAGUCUCUAACUCAAAGUGUCGAAUUAGAGUAUUUUGCUUCCUAUAAUAUCAGUUUGUUAUGCAGUGCAAAAAUGUUGAAUUUAGUGACUACAGCUGUGAAGUGAAAAUUAAAACAAUAUUUAAAUAGAA
Messenger RNA from Calidris pugnax (ruff), 4289 nucleotides. It is a transcript of the gene MKKS, whose product is annotated as McKusick-Kaufman syndrome. Lineage: Eukaryota; Metazoa; Chordata; Aves; Charadriiformes; Scolopacidae. The coding region runs from base 808 to 2526 and encodes 572 amino acids. The transcript has 6 exons. Gene Ontology annotation, biological process: intracellular transport; protein folding; chaperone-mediated protein complex assembly. Gene Ontology annotation, molecular function: ATP binding. The record is from RefSeq and is a predicted model, not a curated record. Gene Ontology annotation, cellular component: cytoplasm; kinociliary basal body; nucleus.